AUGCCAACUAAUGACACAAACGGGACUAGCCCGUCGUCCAAUGCUAACACACCAAACAAUAAUAACAACACAGAACCUCAUCAGAUUAAUGACUAUAAGAGAAAGAUUCCCGCUGUGGGAAGCAGUUCCAAUAAUGCCAAUGCGGGACCAGCCACAAAUCCUGGCGUUUCUCAAUCACCAUACAGGCGAAUAUCGGGGCCUCAAUUGUCUUAUCACAACCGACAAACUAGCAAUAAGAAUUAUUAUGGCUCUUCGCAUAACACGGAUGAUUAUGACUCAGCAAAAAGAUCAUUCAGUGGUGGAAGAGGCAGUCAGAAGCCAUAUUAUUAUGAUAGUCUAGAGCAACUGCAACUACAAAAGCAACAGCAACAAGCGCAAAAACUACAGAAGCAGCGAAGUGGCUCGCUACCGUCAAUGAGAAAGAAUAAUAAUAACAAUAGUGCUCAGGAACAGCCCGAAAAGCCGUUCUUGUCGAUAAAUACUGAUCGUGAUGCUAGGGCAGCUAAUGAAGACCCUAAAAGUGCCUUGGAUAGACCGUUAUCAUCGGGCUCAAUAAAGACACCCAGAUCUGCAUACCACUCUGCUAGCUCAUAUGGUAAUCCUAGAUUUUCAAAUUAUGGCCAGCGAAAGUUCCACGGCUCAAAAUAUAGUGCCCUUGGCUCUGUGGAGAAAAAUGGCAGCACACCUAAUAGCGCUAGUAGCUCCAAUAAUGAUGUAAAGAGUUUUGAUACAAAUGAACCGGCAGAUAAUCACAGUGGUGACUCUUAUUACCCAAAUGGAACAUCAUAUCCCUAUUCAAAGCAUUAUAAACAAUCUGGACGUUAUUUUGGAAAAUCAGGAAAGCCAGAUUACUAUGGGAACAGCCAGGAUUCUUUUUAUGGCUCCAAAUAUUAUCAUGGCAAUAGCAAUUACUCAAGUUAUGGGGCCGGAUAUGGUUAUGACCAUGCUUCAUAUGGUAAACAUCCUAAAGGUCAUUAUAGCUCUUACAACAAUAAUAAUAACUUUGAUGACGAUUAUGGGGGCCCUGGAAAAUUCAAUAGGCCAAAAAAGUACAAUAAUUGGUAUGGGUCAAGCCCGAACCCUCCGUCAACACCAAGCAAUAGUAAAACUGGCUCGGCAUCUUUGACGUCCUCCCCUUGUACUGAUGAUAAAUCUAUAGAUUCUAAGAUUUAUAACCUCGACACUGCAAUAAAAAGCAAUGAUGAAAAAAGAACAGAGGAGGAAGAACAUGAAGAGGAUGAGGAUGAGGAAGAAGAUAAUGAGGAUGACUAUGAAAAAGGAAAUGAUGUUGAUGGAGCUAAAAAUAAUGGUGAAAAUUCUCUAACAAAGACAGAGCUAUUUCAUAAAUCAAUUGAUAAAUCGCUUAUAUCUUCUGCGGCAGCGGAAAGUCCUAAGACAAAUUAUCUUGGAAUUGAGGACCGUAAGUCUGGUGAAGUAUCACCAAACAAUAUGCAAAAAUCUGAUACGUGUGGUGUUGAUAAUGAAGAAGACGGUUACAACAUUGAUUCCGAUAUUGAGAUUCAUUUUGACGAUGAAGAGGACGAUGAUAAAUGUGAAUUCAAGAAAAGGAGUAGCAGACCUGAAACCCCUGCAGUGACAAAGGAAAAGGAAGUGAAAGCAGAAGAGCCUCUACCUAGGAAUUUAUUGACGAAACUCAACACACCAGAAUCAGCACAGAUUGAUUUGAAGAAGAAACGGACAAAAGCCACGGGAUCGGCACCAAAAAGACAACAUCAUAAACUCUACAUAGCUUUUGGUGAAGGAUGCGUUUUCCCCCUUAAUAAGUUGGAGCAAGCAUUAUUUGACUUGAAGAACAGACCAAGAGAAGAAAUCAUUCAAGAACAAAAGUACCUACUCAAACGAGCCGUGACAAAUUUCUCAACAAAUUAUCCCUUCUAUAAGAACAACAUUUUGAUAAAUGAACAAGUGGUGAAACCACGAUUAGUGGAAAUUUUCAAAAAUACUACACAAAGAAUUUACUAUCAAACAUUAAUAUUAAGAAAGGAAUAUUCAAUAUUGAAGGAGAAGUGGGACACACAAACAGAAAUCAACGAAAAGCAGUUAGUCUCCAUUUAUCCUGACUAUCAAUCCCAACUAUUUGAUCAUAAAUUUAAAAACAAUGAACCCAUUGAAGAUAAAACGACAUCCGGUCGGAGAAGUAGAAAUCAUAUUGCUGAUAGCGUUACUUCUGAAGCUGAAUUUGAAAAGAUCUUGCAACAGAUAAAGAUGAACGAUCCUCUAUAUAAAGCCGAACAGCAUGCAGCAAGCAUUCCACCAAUGAUCAUGAAUCCAGUUGAUAAAUAUUCCAAACACUUCAUCAAUGUGAAUAACUUGGUUCUCGAUAAGAGCUCAUUCGUGAAAAGAUUGUUCACUGAUCCGAUCGACAAUUUCACCAAGGAAGAGCAUGCUUUAUUCACAGAAGCUUAUGUGAAUAAUCCAAAGAAGUUUGGUAAGGUAUCACAAUUGAUGGGAGGGUUGAGGACAUCUGAAGAGUGUGUAAUGCAUUAUUACAAUACCAAAAGGCUGGUUAACUACAAGCAAUUGGUGGCCAAUAAAAGGAACAGGAAGACUAGUACCAGAAAAAAGACAUCCAAGUCGCGUAGCAACAACAGAAAAAGUGAACUGCAUGAGGCAAUUGAAAACAAUGUUCCUUUACCAACAACAGAUGUUGAAAACGAGGGAGAGGAACCACUCAAGGACAAUGAUGAACUCAUGAUUAAGGAUAGUACUGAGGAGAACCCUAAGAGAAGUAUUUCUGACAUAACUGAACAUGAGAAAAAAAUAACAGCAGAAGAAUCUCUCGAACCACCGACGAAAAAGCAGAAGCCUGACAUUAAUGUCGCUGUUGAAGUAGCUAAACCUACUGUCACCGCCACUGAGUCAGCUCCACAGGUGAAUCAUGUCCCAAUGCAAAUUCAAUCACCUAUACAGCCAAAAGAACCUCUUUUGCCACCUUCAGUUCCAAUAGAUAGGUUCCAUGUGAGCCACAUAAAACCGAAGUCUACUCUUCCCGAGAAAAAUGAAGAAAUUAUUCCGUUCAAGGAACGAAAAUCUAAACCAGUUUCUAGUUAUUGGAGCGUAUCGGAAAUUGGACUAUUCCCUGGUCUUUUGCAAAAGCAUGGUACGCAAUGGGACAUGAUUGCUAAAGAAAUGGGUAGCAAGACCACUAUUAUGGUUAGAAACUAUUAUUCUAAGAAUGCUGACAAGGAGGGUUGGAGAGACACUGCAGAACAUGUUGAUAAAGAAAGAAAGGAAAAAGAGAAAAGCUCAGCCAGUAACGUUAUGAUAGGGAACGAGCAUGGUAAUAACGCUUUUAUUCAAGCAAGAAAUCAGCAAUACGAUUACAAACACGCUGAGCCCCCAUUAGGUUAUUUUGUGGAUAAAAUCCCAACAGGUUACUUCAACAGCAAAAAUGUUCAUUCUUCACCAGUUGCACCAAGAAAGCACGAGGAUAUAUGGGCGAUGAAAUCAUUGGCGCCAAUGCCACUGGUAACACCCACUAUUCCUCCUGUUGACACUUCUAUGAUUUCUUCUAGUUCCAAAGACAUUCAGACUCCCAAUGGGUUGUUGGGCACUUUCUACAGCAAUAGACCACUUGAAGCGCCUCGUGAGCAAAAGAGCAAUAUCCACACCCUUAUCAAUACUGCUUCCAAACCAGCGCCAGAAGUGUAUCACAAAUCUGAUAUUAGUUCAGUCUUGAAUGGAGUAAAGGAGGCUCCUACUGAUUUAUCGAUCCAAAAGUCUUCAAUUUCUUCACCUCGGGUAUCUAUUUCAUCUAUUGUUAAUCAAGAUCUGGCAGCGGCAAGAUCCACCUCACCGGUUUUGAACAGACCGGCGAGUGACUCACCAAAGACAUCGAUUGCAAAUUUGAUUUCUCCAACAAACAAUCCUUUGUCAGCUAAAGCUAGUCAUAUCACUCCAAAGUCAUCGAUUUUUAAUUUAUUAAAUAGCGGCUCCUCUGGUGAGAAGCCCCUGGCCAUGCCAAAAAAUCAUUCAUCACAAGUCUCACAACAUUCAACCGCUUCUAGUAGAAGUACCACUCCAGUCAAUUUGCCACCCCUUUCAAGUUUCAGCAAUGCCGGUGCAAACACCCAGCAGUCUAUUUACGGUGAUAAAAAGUACGCAUCUGCAUACGAUACGUCAAGAUCAUUACUCUCCUUUGCGUCAUCUGGUAGCCGUUCAAUUUUGAAUCAUUCAUCAAGCCCUGCACUUGCGGGCCCAUCGAACACAUCAUCUUUUUCUAGUCAGGGCACUAAUACUUGGGAAGAACGAAGAUUACCGGCAUUGAACUCUGUGUGGAAGCCAGCGACUGUUCAUCAGGCUACGCAAUCAGGAUUUGAUACCUUGAUUGCUGCUGCUUAUCGUCAACAGGAACAACAACAGACACGCUCUUAUGGUGAUCAAAAUGCUAGAAAAGCUGGUGAUUUGAGUGAAUAUCAUUUGAGUAACGGCAAUGGUAAUCAGGCUCAGUAA
Molecule: messenger RNA, 4473 nt
Organism: Saccharomycopsis crataegensis
Lineage: Eukaryota; Fungi; Ascomycota; Saccharomycetes; Ascoideales; Saccharomycopsidaceae
Gene: SNT1
Product: Snt1p
Exons: 1
Coding region: 1-4473 (1490 amino acids)
Biological process (GO): regulation of transcription by RNA polymerase II
Cellular component (GO): Set3 complex; chromatin
Source: RefSeq, a predicted model, not a curated record